Molecule: messenger RNA, 13378 nt
Organism: Diabrotica virgifera virgifera (western corn rootworm)
Lineage: Eukaryota; Metazoa; Arthropoda; Insecta; Coleoptera; Chrysomelidae
Product: zinc finger protein 271-like
Exons: 3
Coding region: 138-2867 (909 amino acids)
Source: RefSeq, a predicted model, not a curated record
AUUUGUUACAUUUUGUUAUUUUAUCAAUAUUAUUUAUUUUUGUUUGUUUUGUUAUAAACUGAGUCUGUUUUCAUAAAGUAUUUUAUCAUAGAUAUUUUAUUUUACAAAAAUCUUUAUUUCUUUGAGAUCAGCGUAUUAUGGAACCAGAUAAAAUCAAAGUUGAACAAAUAGAGGUAAAGCAAGAAGUUAGUGAAGAGACGUUUAAAGAAGAAAUAGAUAAUGUUUAUGAGAUGGGAGAUGAUCUUUUUGAUACAUUCAAAAUUGAAAUUAAGGAAGAGCUGAAGAGAGAAAUAAUUACAAAUGAUGAUGCAUUUGAAUGUUCACUUUUAAACGAGAAUGCUAUGAAGACUGAAAUAAAACAAGAUGAAGAAAAACACACAAAUGAAAAAAGUUUUCCCCAUGAAGAUGUACAAACUGAUACAAACAAAGUAUUUAAAGGACAUGGAAUGGCUAACAGUAAUUUGGACGAAUAUUUAACUGUUCGUAAAACUUUUACUUGUGAAAUUUGUUGCAAAAUGUUUUCACAAAAAGGGAAUUUAAAAGAACAUAUUAGAAUCCAUACUGGAGAUAAACCUUAUGCAUGCGAAAUUUGCUCCGACAGGUUUACACAAAAAUCCAAUUUAAACACACAUAUGAGAAUACACACUAAGGAAAUACACACCGGAAAAUCGUUUACAUGUAAAAUUUGUACUAAAGAGUUUCCACACAAUUCAUUUUUAAGAGUUCAUAUGAGAAUACAUACCGUACAUAAACCUUUUGCAUGUGAAGUUUGUUCCAAGUUGUUUUCGCGUAGAUCGAAUUUAAAAGAACAUAUGAGGGUACACACUGGAGUAAAACAGUUUGAAUGUGAAGUUUGUUCUAAAUUGUUUUCACGGAGAUCUGGUGUAAUACAACAUAAUAUGAGAAUACAUACUAGAGAUUCAUUUCAAUGUAAAAUUUGCUCCGAAUCAUUUUCACAACUACUCUCUUUAAAGGAACACAUGAGAAUACAUACUGGAGAUACGCCUUUUACAUGUGAAAUUUGUUGCAAAAUGUUUCCACGAAAAUGGAAUUUAAAAGAACAUAUGAAGAUCCACACUGAAGAUAAACCUUUUGAAUGUGAAAUAUGCUCUAAAACGUUUUCAAAAAGAGGCUCUUUAAAGGAACACAUGAGAACACAUACUGGAGAUAAACCUUUUACAUGUGAAAUUUGCUCCAAAUCCUAUACACAAAAAAUAAAAUUAACGGAACACAUGAGAAUACAUACUGGACAUAAGCCUUUUGCAUGUGAAAUUUGUUCUAAAUUAUUUACAAUCAGAUCCAGUUUAAACGAUCAUAUGAAAAUCCAUACUGAAGAUAAACCUUUUACAUGUAACAUUUGCUCCAAAUCAUUUUUAAGAGGAUACUAUUUAACAAAACACAUGAGAAUACAUUCUGGAUAUAAACCUUUUGCAUGUGAAAUUUGCUCUAAAACAUUUUCACAAAAACACAAUUUAAAUGAACAUAUGACAAUACAUACUGGAGAUAAACCUUUUUCUUGUGAAAUUUGCUCCAAAUCGUUUUCACAUAUUUCUAGUUUAAAAAGACACAUGAAAAUACACACUGGUUUUCCCCAUGGAGAUGUACAAACUGAUACAAACAAAGUAUUUAAAGAACAUGGAAUAGCUAACAGUAAUUUGGAAGAAUAUGUAACUGCACAUAAACCUUUUACUUGUGAAAUUUGUUGCAAAAAGUUUUCACAAAAGGGGAAUUUGAAAGGACAUAUUCUGAGCGUCCAUACUAGAGAUAAACAUUAUGCAUGCGAAAUUUGCUCUGACAGGUUUUCUCGCAAAUCCUAUUUAAAAUCACAUAUGAGAGUACACACUAAGGAAAUACACACCGGAAAAUCGUUUACAUGUAAAAUUUGUACUAAAGAGUUUCCACACAAAUCAUUUUUAAGAGUUCAUAUGAGAAUACAUACCGUACAUAAACCUUUUGCAUGUGAAAUUUGUUCCAAGUUGUUUUCGCGUAGAUCGAAUUUAAAAGAACAUAUGAGGGUACACACUGGAGUAAAACAGUUUGAAUGUGAAGUUUGUUCUAAAUUGUUUUCACGGAAAUCUGGUUUAAUACAACAUAUGAGACUACAUACUAGAGAUCCAUUUCAAUGUGAAAUUUGCUCCGAAUCAUUUUCACAACUACUCUCUUUAAAGAAGCACAUGAAAAUACAUACUAGAGAUACGCAUUUUACAUGUGAAAUUUGUUGCAAAAGGUUUUCACAAAAAUGGAAUUUAAAAGAACAUAUGAAGAUCCACACUGAAGAUAAACCUUUUGAAUGUGAAAUAUGCUCUAAAACGUUUUCAACAAGAUGCUCUUUAAAGGAACACAUGAGAUUACAUACUGGAGAUAAACCUUUUACAUGUGAAAUUUGCUCCAAAUCCUAUACACGAAAAUUAAAAUUAACGGAACACAUGAGAAUACAUACUGGAGAUAAACCUUUUACAUGUGAAAUUUGCUCCAAAUCCUAUACACGAAAAUUAAAAUUAACGGAACACAUGAGAAUACAUACUGGAGAUAAGCCUUUUGCAUGUGAAAUUUGUUCUAAAUUAUUUACAAUCGGGUCCAGUUUAAUCAACCAUAUGAAGAUCCACACUGAAGAUAAACGUUUUGAAUGUGAAAUAUGCUCUAAAACGUUUUCAACAAGACGCUCUUUAAAGGAACACAUGAGAAUACAUUCUGGAUAUAAACCUUUUGAAUGUGAAAUAUGCUCUAAAUUGUUUUCACAAAGAGGCUCUUUAAAGGAACACAUGAGAAUACAUACUGGAGAUAAACCUUUUUCGUGUGAAAUUUGCUCCAAAUCGUUUUCAUAUAUUUCUAGUUUCAAAAGACACUUGAAAAUACACACUGGUUAAAAAAUUUCUGCUACUAUUUAUUAUAAUAAGUGUAUAAUCCAAGAAGGGAUAAGUGUGAACGGUGAAAUCAUCAAUAAUUUGCGAUAUGCGGACGAUACAGUACUCCUAGCUUCUAGUCAAGAAGAUCUGCAAACACUACUUGAUAGUGUCAUUGAGAGUUGUAGGGAGGCAGGUCUGGAUCUGAACAUACGGAAAACCAAAAUACUCGUAAUAAGUAAACAACAGCGUAUCUACUUCUUCAAGUGCCAUCUUCGUUCCGAAGGUUGGCGAUCAUCAGGGCUAUACGUAUUUUCGAAACUGCUGACCGAAACAAUUCGUUGUUGCUACAGCUAUACCAUUACCGUAGAUUCUUUAGCCAGGAGUUUCGUCUUCUUCCUAUGGACCUUUUUCCUGCUAUCUUUCCUUGCAUAAUUAUUCGAAGCAGUUCAUAUCUUUCGCCUCUUGUAAUGUGUCCUAAGUAUUGCAGUUUUCGUUUUUUGAUCGUAAAUAUGACUUCCUUUUCUUUAUUCAUUCUUCUCAAAACCUCGACGUUUGUGACUCUCUCCGUCCAUGAUAUUCUCAAGAUUCUGCGAUACAUCCACAGUUCAAAUGCCUCUAAUUUUUUGGUAUCAAUCUUUUUCAGCGUCCACGACUCCAUUCCGUAGAAGAGCACAGAAAGUACGUAACAUCUCAUCAGGCGAAGUUUCAUUUCAAGGCUCAAAUCUCUUCCACAGAACACUCUCUUCAUUUUAGAGAAUAUGGAUCUGGCUUUUUCUAUUCUUAUUUUGAUUUAUGCCGAGCUAUCGUUGUCUUCAUUUAUAAAAGUGCCUAAAUAUUUGUAUUUGCUAACUCGAUCGAUAAUUUCAUUGUGUAAAUAUAAAUUUUGGACAUUUCGUGUUGAUUUCGAUAUUACCAUAAAUUUAGUUUUCUUUAUGUUCAAAGAUAGUCCAUAUUCUUCGCUGCAGUCUGCUAUCUUAUUCACCAAUGUCUGUAGCUCUUCGAGUGUUUCUGCGAUCAGAACGGUGUCGUCGGCAAAUCUCAGAUUAUUUAAUCUAACACCAUUUAUUUUAAUACCUAUGGAUUGCUCAGAGAGUGUUCUAUUCAUUGCGUCUUCGGAAUAGAGAUUAAACAGGGUUGGUGACAGUACACACCCUUGUCUCACACCUCGCUUUAUUUCAAUUUCUUCAGUGGUAUUAUUCCCUACUCUCACUACCGCUUUCUGAUUGUAGUACAUAUUUUCUAUUAGUCGGAUGUCUCGUUUAUCUAAAUUCUUUUCUGGCAGGAGUCUGAUUAGAUGAUCAUGCUGCACUUUAUCAAAGGCCUUGUUAUAAUCUAUGAAACACAUGAAUACAUCUUGAUUUAUGUCAAGACAUCUUUGAGACAUAACGUUCAGUGCAAGCAACGCCUCUUUUGUUCCGAGUCCAUUUCGGAAUCCAAACUGGGUAUCAUUGAUGUCCAUUUCCAGUUUUCUGUGUACUCUAGUAUGUAUAAUUUUCAGGAAUAUUUUCAGUACAUGGCUCAUCAAACUGAUUGUACGGUAAUCACUACAUUGUUUGGCAUUCGUCUUUUUUGGUAUAAUAACAAAGGUGGAUAAAAGCCAUUCUUGUGGUAUUUUUCCUGAUGUGUAAAUGCUAUUGAAAAGUUCAACUAAAAUGCGGAUCGAGUCUUCUUCGACCAGUUUAAGGAUUUCCGUUGGUAUUUCAUCUGGACCUGGGGCUUUACCGUUUUUCAUUCUUUUUUAUGCGUACAUUACUUCCUCUUCCGUUAUUUCUGGACCUUCGUCUCCUUGUAUGUUACUUAGUUCAGAUUGUUGUCUAUCAUCUGCAAAGAGUUCUUCAACAUAGUUUUUCCAUGUCUUCAACUGUUCUUCUAUUUCUGUGAUUAUGUUUCCGUUGACAUUAUACAGACUAUUUGGCUGCUUACGUUUUUGUGUACCUUUUGUGUGUUCUUUCACUUUUUUAUGUACAUUAAAAAUAUCAUGUUUUGCCUGCAAUUGCUCUAUUUCUUCACAUUUUCUUUUAUAAAUAUCUUCCUUUGCUAUUCUGAUUUCUUUCUGUAUUUGUUUAUACCUUUGUUCGUUUUUUCCUUUCACUAUUCUCCGAUUGUCCAUGAGAAGAAGGAUUUUAUCAGUCAUCCAUUUUUGCUUUAUUUUUGGUUUUCCUUUGGUCAGAAUUUUCUUCGCAGGACUUGUUAUCGCCAUUUUUACGUUUUGCCAUUUUUUAUCUAUGUUGUUCGUUGGCUGAGAUGUUUCUUUUUGAUGAAGUAUUUUCAAAUUAUUAAUUAUUAAUACAUCUUUGCAGUUCCUCCUUUACCUCCAGGUUACAUAAAUGACUGACGUCUAUCUGGUUUGCUCUUCUUUUCUGCUCCAAUCUUUUUAGUUUAAUACUCAUUUGCGCUACUAGAGGGUUAUGGUCUGAAUAGACAUCUGCGCCUGGGUAAGCCUUAACGGAUUUUAAGGAGUUUCUGUAUCGUUCGUUUAUCAGUAAAAAAUCAAUCUGGUUUCGAAUUAUUCUUUGGCCAUUGUCCUGGGGUGAUUUCCACGUAUAAAGUCUUCUCUUUGGUAAGUUGAAGAAUGUAUUAGAUACAAUCAUGUUAUUCUCCUGACAGAAUUGAAGCAGUCUGUCACCUCGUUCAUUUCUUGUACCGAGUCCGUGUUCUCCUACAUGUUUGCCACUUUCUCCUUUACCAAUUUUUGAGUUAAAAUCACCUAGAAUUACGGUGAUGUUUCGUCGAUUUUAAUUCUUGAUUGAUUUCUUCGUAGAAUUGUUCAAUUUCGUCCUCUGAUUUAUCUGCAGUAGGUGCAUAGAUCUGUAUGAUAUUUAGUUUACUUGUGUUUGUGUGUAGUUGGAGAAAUAAGAGCCGAUCUGAUACUGGAGUAAAAUUAAUGACCGACUGCAUCAUAGACUUAGAUACGAAAAUUGCUACGCCGUGUCUGUGUUGAGUACUACUGUUUCCAGAGUAAUAUACUGUGCCAUUUGUUGUCGAAAAACUGCCAGAAUUUGGCCACCUUGCCUCACUAAUGCCUAGAAUGUCGACAUUUAAUCUUUGCAUUUCUUGUAUUAUAUUAUGCAUUUUGCCUGGAUCAUACAUACUCCUAACAUUCCAUGUACCAAUUUUUAAUACUCUCUUGGGUGUUUUUCUAUUUUCUUUAAGAGUGGUAUUUAUUACUUCACAGGGAUUUUGCUGGUUGACGAUCCGGGAGGCAUAUACGUAAACUGCAGACGCACAAGGCAUGGGCGAACGAUUCGGCUUUUUCCGAUUAGCGGGUAGUAGAGUGCAGACGUACUUAGCCUUUAUAUGUCUGCUGUUUACUACGAUUGAUCGUGCAUGCCAAUAUACGUCUACAAUUAUUUAAGCCUGUUUAAAAAAUGUAAAUAAAACACAGUAUAUAUUCGUAUUAUCAACGUUUUUAAUUAUCUUUAUGUACAAAUAUCGAAUUUUACGAAUUCGCGAAAAACCACUAAGUACUUAUUUUCUAAAUUUAUUAUCACCUAAACCAAUGUUACUUUCUACACAUAGUUGUAAUUUGUGUGGUGCUCUUUUUUGUUGUUUUUUGAUAGUUCUAGGUUUUCGUCCAGCCAUCGAUGCUCUUCUACCUGUCAUGGUAACUUUACGUCUCGAUACAGAUGUUGGUUGUACGGAUAUUUUUUUCCCUUUUCUUAUCACCGCCUGCUUCUUAUUUUUAGAUGAAACUCCUGUGUACUUAAAAGCACAAUGCAUGCCUGAUAUUAAAGACUGAUUUGAUUUGGCAUAUUUACUACAGUUCUCUAAAUAUUUCAUAAUAGCGGGCCCAAAGGAUUCAGGUUCACUUUCAAGUUUUGACAUAAUUAAAUUCGAAUGUUCUGCCCAUUUAUUUUUAAUCUCUUCUAUAUCAAUAUUACCCUUAUCAUUAAAUUACAUGGCAUUAAUAUUUGCAUCAUCACAAAUAAUCCUCUUUUGAUCCUGUUGAUUUUGGACAGAAGAAUUACAAGGAAAAUUGUCCUGGUUUAAAUUUUUUGUUGUAUUUUCCUUGAUUUGCAGUGUAUCAAAAGUAGAUGAAUCUGCAAUUUUUCCCAACGCUAUUUCAUAAAGAAUGUGCUUGGAAAAAAGCGAUAAGGUAUUAGUUGCCGUAAAUAUAUUAUGUUUUUUCGCAAUGGCCCCUUGGUGUUUGCAAUAGUGUCCAUUAUAACCAAUCGGACAUGAACAUUUGAAAACAGACAUAUCUACAACGUACCAAAUUUUUUGAUCUUUUGAACUGCUAACUUUAAAAUCCAUGUUUCCAAGACUGAUAAUGUUAUUAUCUUCAUUGUCCCUUUCGCCUGGAAAAUACUUUUUUGCAACAGCUUUAGAAACUCUAUUAUCAUUAAUUUUAAACUGUUUAAACCCUUAGAAUCAUGUAAAUAUACUAUAUAAAAUGACCGAUGUGAAACUAGCAGAUAAAGUUAGCAGAAAGUUUUGCCUAUUUUAGAACAGUAAAUAUGACAAUAGUAAAAACAACAAUAAACAUAUUAUAAACUCUUUUUCGUAUCACAGUCAAGAUUUAAGCAGUAUUUGAAACCAAACUUAUAUGUAUGUAUAUUUUUGUACGCCUAUAAUAACUAUUGACUAUUACUGGUAAAAACGGCGGCAUAAGAUUCAAGACUUCUCUUUAACCGCCGGAUAUAAAAUUUGCGUUCCAUUAUCACUACAAUUGCCGCAAAAUUAUACUAACCUCUACUUCUUCUUUGGAAUGUAGUUUUAUUCUAAAACUACUUUGGUUUAUAAUGCUAUAUUCAUAACUAUUACAUCUUCUAUGUAAUGUGUAAUGUUAAAUUAAUAAUUAAUUAGUAAUACUUAAUAUUCCUUUAUUACUUUAUAUUACAACUGACAACUAAUACUAGCGACGGUCAACCGGGAGAGGAGUGUCUACUGUCCGCCCUAGACGUGUACACUACACCACACUCCUCCCCACUAAUCUUACAGCUUACCUAUCUUUACAAAUCUAACAUUUGUCUAGGUUUUGGUACCCUAGAACUACGUCUUAUGACAAGUGGUUUUAUCGAACUAUCACUCUCCGUUGCCGGUUCGAAAUUGUCAUUUUCUGAAUUAGGAUUAUUGUUAAUAAACUGAGUAUCAGCAUUUUCUGUUGCCAUUUCCUUGUUAUCUAAUGCAUCCGUUUUUCGAAUCGGUAACAUCUGAGUAACAUUUCUUACAAGGUCGCCUUUCUGUGUUUUUACUUUAUACAUUACAUUACCAAUCGGCUCUACCACCUUCCCUUCCAACCAAUUUUGCUUACCGUCAAACAUUGAAACUUGCACAUGAUCAUCAGGCAAAAACUGCUUAACAGUCUUUGAAUUAAUAUUCUGUUUUGGAAUUAAAACAGAAUCUUUAAUUACAGAUAAACGAGUUCUCAAUACUCUUCCAAACAUAAGUUCACAAGGAGCCUUGCCUGUUGAUAUGUGUGGGGCUGUUCUAUAACUUAACAACCACGAUAACAAUCUCUGCUCAGUUUCAUCAGAAUCAAACUUACUCGAUAACAAAGCUUUCUUAAAAGAUUGAACUGCCCGCUCAGCUUGACCAUUACUGGCUGGGUGGUAUGGAGCAGUACAAAUAUGCCUUAUAUUAUUAUUUUUACAAAAACUACUGAAUUCCUCUGAAAUCCACUGAGGACCAUUGUCAGUGACCAUCUGCUCGGGCAGUCCAAAUCUAGCAAACAUACUACGUAAACAUUUAAUUGUUAACCCUGCUGUAGUUUUAGACAUUCGAGCUACUUCUGGCCAUUUUGAAUGUGCAUCAACUACAAUUAACCACAUGAAACCUAAAAAUGGGCCAGCAAAAUCAAGAUGAAGCCUUUGCCAAGGCUUUCCUGGCCAUUCCCAACUAUGUAAUGGUUUUAUUUCAGGUUUAUUUCUUAUUUGUAAACACCCCCUACAGUUUUGAGUAAUAGACUCAAUAUCUAAGUAAAUAUUUGGCCACCAGAAGUAACUCUUAGCUAAAGCCUUCAUUUUAAAAGAACCAAGAUGUCCUACAUGUAAUUCAGACAAAAGUUUUUCUCUCAAUUUAAAAGGAAUAACAGUCCUACCUCUCCAAACAAUAACGCCUCUAACAAUAUAUAAUUCAUGUUCUUUACCUUUAUAGGACUGUAAAUCUAGUUCUACUUUCUUGUCCCAACCCUGCUGAAUGUAAUGAAAAACCUUACUAAGAAUAGGAUCGUUUUGAGUAGCUUUUGCCACUUCAUCAUGUGUAACAGGUGGAACUUCCAUAAAAAUACUGUUUACCGUAGGUAUAUUUUCAUCUGACUCAAUAGGUUCAUUUAGACUUAACGGAAUUGGAAACCUAGAUGGAAAAUCAGCACUAGCAUUAUGCUGUGAGGUUCUAUACUGAAUAGUAUAACUGUAAUUACAUAAAAUCAAUGCCCAUCUAGCCAUUCUAUCAGCGUAUAUGUUACCUAUAGCCUUAUUAGGGUGAAAUAGAGAAACCAAUGGCUUAUGAUCAGUCACUAAUGUAAAUGUGUUUCCCUUUAAAUACAAAUCAAAUUUCUUGACUGCCCAGAUAAUAGAUAAUGCCUCUUUAUCUAUCUGAGAGUAUUUCUGUUCGGUCUCUGUCAAAGUUCUACUAGCAAAAGCUAUUGGUUUCUCCACAAAUUUAUUUUUAUUACUGUUGCUAGGAAAUUUAUGAGCUAAACACGCCCCUAGACCAAUUUUAGAAGCAUCGCAACUUAAAACCAAUGACAAUUUAGGGUUAUAAUGUACUAAUACAUCAUCUGAAGCUAUACACUUUUUAGCCCAUUCAAAAGCUUUGGUAUGUGAAUCAUUCCAUACCCAAGAAACAUUCUUUUUUAACAACUGGUACAAUACAUGUAAUUUAUCUGCUGCAUUAGGCAUAAAUUUGUUAUAGAAGUUAAUUGUACCAAGAAAACUUCUAAGUUGUUUUAAGUCUUUUGGCGGGGGUGCUUCCAAAACUGCCCUAAUAUGUUCAGGUGUUUUACUUACCCCCACCUUAUCUAUGAUAUACCCACAAUAUUCUAGCUUACUGGACAUAAAUAUGGAUUUUUCUUUAUUUAUUUUAAUGUUAAGUUCGCUUAACUUAUUUAAAACAACUUCUAACGUUUUUAGAUGACUGUUUUUAUCCUCAUUUGCGAUCAGUAUGUCGUCAAGAUAACAAUAGACAUUUGAUAUAUCUUGAAAAUGAAUAUCCAUAAACCUUUGCCAAUCUAAAGGUGCUGGGGAAGUACCAAACAUCAUAAAUGUUGGACGGUAAAAACCCCAAGGUGUGGUUAACAUCAUAAUUUUUUUGAGCCUCCUCAUCCAUUCUUUGAUUCAUAUAUGCCUUUCUAAUGUCAAUUUUAGAAAAUACAGACAUGGGCUUACCCUCACUAUUUAUUUUGGCAAAUAUAUCCUCAAUUACAGGAAUUGGAUGGCUCAGCAUCUCUAGAUAUGGGUUUAUGGUAAUUUUAUAGUCCCCACAAAUUCUUACAUUUUUAUUUUUAACAAUGGGUACUAUAGGAGUAGCCCAAUUAACCUCCUCAUUUAUAACUUUUAACAUUUUACCCUCUGUUACUAACUUAUCUAAUUCCUGUUUUACUAAACUCUCAAUGGCAUAUGGAAUCCUCCUUGGUUUACACAUUUUAGGAACGGCAUCUGGCUUUAUUUUUAAUUUACCAGGAGGACCUUUUAUUUCACCAGGUGUAUUGGAGAAUAACUUUUUAUACUUAUUUAGCAAUAACUGUAAAUCAUUUUCAAAUUUAUUUUUAACCUCUAAAACCUUAAUAUUUCUCUCACUUGCCUGUUUUUUUAUCAAAGGCCAGUCAAUUUCAAUAACAUUAAGCCAAUCCCUUCCUAAAAGUGGUUUCCUACCCCCCUUUUCUACAAUAACUAAAGGUGCUAAAUAACUUUUACCUAAAGAUUUAACAUUAACCUCUGUUUUGCCUAAAACUUCAAUAGGUUUUCCUCCAUAUGCCUUGAGUAUUAAUUUAGAUUUUUCCCAUUUUAAUUUAGGUAAAUACAUUUUAACAUACCUUUCACACAUCAAAGUAACAUCAGCUCCACAAUCAAUCUCAAAUAAUACAUCAGUAUCAUUAAUAUUUAAAUUUACUUCCCAUGGUUCUGGCUUUUUAUCUCUCAGCUUCGUAAUCUGCAUAAUAACUCCAUUCUCUGCUUCAGGCUUCUCCGCACCAAACUGCACUUCACUAUGCUCACUCAAACCGUCAAAUAAACCAUCAAAGAUGUUUUCACUUUCUUGAAAGUUUUCAUCUACUUCUUCAGAGUACACUUGUAGCACUGAAUAGCCUUCUUCCUCUUCUGAAUUCUGUGCCUGCUCUUCUGCACUGACUUCCUUCACUUUGCGGUGAUUAUUAAAACUUUGUCCUUGACUUUGCCUUGCCAAGGGCUUCUUCUUAUACUCUGUGCCACUUUUACUAUUACAAACCAAAGCUAGGUGUCCCUUUUUCCUACAAUUAUGACACUCGUCAUCCUUGAACCUGCAGUUUGGCUUUAUGUGUCCCUUUUUCCCACAACAAUGGCAAAUCGUACUGGCAUAUUCAUUCUCCUUAGCUCGAUAUUUAAUUUUGUUAACUUCUCUACACUCACCUUUUUGUGCUACCAUCUGAGACUCACUCUCUGCUAGUUCCAUGGUUUUGGCAGUGGUAACAGCUUGCUGGAAGGUGAGAUUUGCUUCAGUGAAUAACUUCCUAAUAAUUGCUUGACUUCUCAACCCGUGAACAAACUUGUCUCUAAGGGCUAAGCUUUUAGAGCAGCCACAUAUUCCGUAAUACUUUCUGACUCUUUUUGGACCCUUAACAUGAAUUUAUAGGUCUCUGCUAAUUCAGAAUGGUCAGGUUCGAUAUAUUCCUGCACCAUUUUCACUAAUUCCUCAUAGGUUUUAUCCUCCACCUCUUCUGGGAAGCACAACUCUGUUAAUAAUGACACAAUAUCAAACCCUACAUAGGUUAACAAAAACUGGGGCCAAUUGUCUUCAUCAAUAUUAUGUACUUUCAUUUUGUUUUUGAAAACUUGAGUAUAAACUUUCCACGUCGACUUAAUGUUGUCGAAUGCUGGCAUAUGUACAUUUCCUGCGUAAUUAACUAAUUGAUAUAGCUGGGGCUGUGAAGCCUGGGCCUCCUCUCCGUGUUCUGGUUCCUCUCCCGGUUCUGACAUAUUCCAAAAAUUGUGGACACACCCGAGACACACCAGAAGCCGGGUUUAAAAUAAACAAACUGUUACGUGAAACAGAUUUCUGCACGUGGAUACUUUACGGACUUAACACGUAAAAUUCUCGUCGCCAAUAUUACAUCUUCUAUGUAAUGUGUAAUGUUAAAUUAAUAAUUAAUUAGUAAUACUUAAUAUUCCUUUAUUACUUUACAUUACAACUGACAACUAAUACUAGCGACGGUCAACCGGGAGAGGAGUGUCUACUGUCCGCCCUAGACGUGUACACUACACCACAAUAACCUUCUGGAAUACUUUCCAUUGUUUAUACUUAUCACUCUUAUAAAAAUGUCACACCACUUAAUACCAAAACAACUUGUAGCUAUAUACUGUUAAUUGCAUACGUAGAAGACGCAUUCACGUCUCCAGUUUACGCGCGGGCGGAGAGCAACUACGCCGAUCCUUGCCGAACUUCUACGAAAUAUUUGGCUAUGCCUUGUGCGUCUGCAGUUUACAUAUAUGCACCCGGGAGGCCCUGUGGUCUUCUUGUGAUAUACUUCCCAUGCCGGAUCCUGGUUUCCGAUUCCCAUGAUCAGUGGUUGAGUUGGCUUUUUGUUGUACAGUCAUGAUGAUCGUACUAGAGAUAUCCAUGAUGGAUCUUUAAUGUAGUGGUUUCUCCUUGCCUUCUACAUCCUUAUGCCGUUGACUAGUAAAUAGUUAUUCCGCCUUUAGUGCCAAUUUCUUGACCCCAGGACAAAAGAGUGCCCUUUCACUUGCAUACCAACCGAAGGUGGUCAACAAGUGGGGACUGCUUAUUCCGGCAGUCACUCAGUCGCCAGAGCCUCGUCAGUUAUCUAGCAGGGUGCACAAAGCCGCUUUUAGAAGGAUGUCCAAGGUGUUAUGUAGGAGCGAUUUAGAAUUGGCAUUGAGGAUCCGCCUACUUCGCUGCUACGUGUUCUAGGUCUUACUUUAUGGUGUCGAGUCUUGGACUGUGAAUAAAAUCGAUCUAAAUCUCCUUGAGGCUUUCUAAAUGUGGUGCUACAGAACAAUUUUAAAAGUUUCCUGGGUGGAGAAGAUUCGAAACUCCACAAUACUAGAACGUCUCAGCAAGACUACUGAGAUUAUAAAAAGCAUCAAGCAGAGAAAGCUGGAGUAGUUCGGACAUGUAAUGAGUGGUCCCAAAUGUAGGUUACUGCAAAAUAUUAUGCAAGGAUAAAUAGCAGGUAAACGCAAUCCAGGACGAAGAAGAACUUCAUGUUUGAAGAACUUGCGAGAUUGGUAUUGUGUUGAUACAAUACUAUUUAGGGUGGCAUUGAAUAAAAUUAAGAUAGUUAUGAUGGCAAUCAACGUUCUGAAAGAACAUAGUACAUGAAGAAGAAGAUUUAUUAUAACACUUUAUUUCAAUUAUAUUAGAUUGUAAUCAAAUAA